Pseudopodoces humilis (Tibetan ground-tit) is the source of this 342-nucleotide messenger RNA. RefSeq names its product melan-A (gene MLANA). Gene Ontology annotation, cellular component: melanosome; endoplasmic reticulum membrane; trans-Golgi network. The record is from RefSeq and is a predicted model, not a curated record. Lineage: Eukaryota; Metazoa; Chordata; Aves; Passeriformes; Paridae.
AUGCCCAGAAGAUAUAACCACGUGGAUGGCAACCAUUUCAGAGGGAAAGGACACAACUAUUUUGCAGCAGAAGAAGCUCUGGGUAUUGGACUUUUCAUUUUGGUGCUGGCAAUUUUACUUGCCUUUGGCUGCUGGUAUUACAAAAGACGUAGUGGCUACAGAAGUCUGCGGAGCAAAAGCUCUAGUAUGAGCACAAUACGAAAUGUGGUAGGUGAGGGAGAAAUACUGGACUGCAAAAUGGCUCUGCAGGACUACAGAGACUUUAAUUCUGUGGUACCUGAUGCUCCACCAGCUUAUGACAAAAUUGCUGCAGAUCCAUCACCACCACCUUAUUCACCAUGA